AUGGAUUCAAUCAUUAUUCAGGAGCUGUUAGCGGAGCGGCUGCUUUCUCCCCGGACGCAGGCCCAGAGAAGCUACCCGGUCAAGCUGAAGGACCACGAGAAGCAGUAUGUGGGAUUCGCCACCCUGCCGAACCAGGUGCACCGGAAAUCCGUGAAGAAGGGCUUUGACUUCACCUUGAUGGUAGCCGGAGAGUCGGGCCUGGGGAAAUCCACCUUGGUGAAUAGCCUGUUCCUGACCGAUCUUUACAAAGACAGGAAGCUUCUCAAUGCAGAGGAGCGAAUCAGCCAAACGGUGGAGAUCCUGAAACACACCGUGGACAUCGAGGAGAAAGGCGUCAAGCUGAAGCUGACGAUAGUCGACACCCCGGGCUUUGGAGAUGCUGUUAACAACACUGAGUGCUGGAAGCCCAUCACCGAUUACAUCGAUCAGCAGUUCGAACAGUAUUUCCGUGACGAGAGCGGCCUGAACCGGAAGAACAUCCAGGACAACCGAGUGCACUGCUGCCUCUACUUCAUCUCGCCCUUCGGACACGGGCUGAGGCCGGUGGACGUCGAGUUCAUGAAGGCUCUGCACGAGAAGGUGAACAUCGUGCCCCUGAUCGCCAAGGCCGACUGCCUGAUCCCCAGUGAGAUCCGGAAGCUAAAGGAGAGGAUCCGGGAAGAGAUCGACAAGUUUGGGAUUAAAGUUUACCAGUUCCCAGACUGCGACUCUGAUGAAGAUGAGGAAUUCAAACAGCAAGACCGGGAGCUGAAGGAGAGCGCUCCCUUCGCUGUCAUCGGCAGCAACACGGUGGUGGAGGCCAAAGGCCAGAGAGUGCGUGGGCGGCUGUACCCGUGGGGCAUUGUGGAAGUGGAAAACCAGGCACACUGUGAUUUCGUGAAGCUGCGGAACAUGCUGAUCCGGACGCACAUGCACGACCUGAAGGAUGUCACCUGUGAUGUUCACUAUGAGAACUACAGAGCUCAGUGCAUCCAGCAGAUGACCAGUAAACUGACUCAGGACAACAGGAUAGAAAGCCCCAUCCCUAUCCUGCCCCUCCCGACGCCUGAUGCUGAAACGGAGAAGCUGAUCAAAAUGAAGGAUGAAGAGUUGCGGAGGAUGCAGGAGAUGCUGCAGAAGAUGCAGCAGCAGAUGCAGGACCAGUGAGAGCCAGGAGGAUGGAGGGCAAAGGGAAUCCCUGGCGACCUUCCGGGGCCCAGCUUGAGAAGUGGCCGUUGUAGGAAGAAGUUCCCCGUUGCGUAGAGACUUG
Messenger RNA from Emys orbicularis (European pond turtle), 1249 nucleotides. RefSeq names its product septin 5 (gene SEPTIN5). The transcript has 11 exons. Gene Ontology annotation, molecular function: GTP binding; molecular adaptor activity; GTPase activity. Gene Ontology annotation, cellular component: cell division site; microtubule cytoskeleton; synaptic vesicle. Lineage: Eukaryota; Metazoa; Chordata; Testudines; Emydidae. The record is from RefSeq and is a predicted model, not a curated record. Bases 1 to 1146 code for a protein of 381 amino acids. Gene Ontology annotation, biological process: cytoskeleton-dependent cytokinesis; regulation of exocytosis; intracellular protein localization.